UAAAAGUAGAAUUCCCUCAGCGAUACAGUGAGAGCCCACGCUCCUCUAUUUAAUAUCAUCAUCUCUUUCCCAUUCUAUUUUUCAUUUAAGCCCACAGAGAAUCUGAUAAGCCAAGUUAAGGAGAGAAAGCCAUGGCAUUGCGUGUCUUCCGGCUACUUCUGCUGAUUUGCUCUGUGUUUUCGGGAACUGCGACCGUUUUCUUCCAUGGCUUACAGAUGCCACAGAGCUUAAUUUCAUGGACUGAUUUGAGAAUCGAUGAGCAUUAUGAAGGCUCAAACUUUAAGGCUGAGGAAGGAAAAAAAGACGUUCUUUUGGUAUCGAAGGACGGCUCUGGGGAUUCUAAGACUGUUCAAGGUGCAGUAAAUAUGGUUCCUGAUGGCAAUAAGGAGAGAAUCAAGAUUUACAUAGCUCCAGGCGUCUACAGAGAGCGGGUGUACGUUCCAGUCACAAAGCCUUAUAUAACCUUCAUUGGCAAUGACAGUGCUGAAACUGUUAUAUCAUGGAAUCUUCGAGCUUCCGACCGAGAUUCGGACGGCCGGGCCGUGGGCACCUCUGCUUCUGCAACAGUAGCAAUCGAAGCUGAUUACUUCUGCGCCAAUGGAAUAACAUUUGAGAAUACCGCACCUGCAGCACAAGCAGGAGCUUCUGGAAUGCAGGCAGUUGCGCUGAGGCUUGCAGGAGACAAAGCUGUGUUAUAUAGAUGCAGAGUACUUAGCUCUCAAGACACAUUAUUUGAUCAAACUGGAAGGCAUUAUUUCCAUGAAUGCUAUAUACAAGGAUCUAUUGAUUUUAUAUUUGGAAACGCAAGAUCGCUUUAUAAGUACUGCACUCUGCAUGCUGUUGCGGCGAGCUAUGGAGCGAUCACAGCUUCGCAGAGGAUUUCAGCUGCUGAGAAUUCGGGAUUUUCUCUUAGUUAUUGCAAGCUGUAUGGAACUGGAAUGAUUUAUUUGGGGAGAGCUUGGGGUAAAUAUGCAAGAGUUGUGUAUUCUUACUGUCAGCUUGAUGGAAUUAUUUUGCCUCAGGGUUGGAGUGAUUGGGGAGACUCAUCAAGGCAAAGAACGGCAUGGUUCGGACAGUUCAACUGCAGUGGAAGAGGAGCAGAUACGAGUAACAGAGUGCCAUGGGCUAAAUCACUCACCUAUGAAGAAGCAAAGCCGUUCUUGGAUGACUACUUCAUCGAUGGCGAUCAAUGGCUGAGAUUGUAGCAACUUGCAGAAUUUAAAAAUAUUUAUCAAUUUAUUUCAACUAAUUACAGUUCUUAUGUGUUUACAUAUGUAAGAGCUGAACUUUAUUUUUUGCAUUUAUACCACCAAAGUCUUUCAUUUAUGUAAAACAAUGCCUCCACUAUUUUAACAUCUAAAUAGUGACGCACACCUUUUUAUGCAUAGGUAUGAUGAUAUAA
Phalaenopsis equestris is the source of this 1402-nucleotide messenger RNA. Its product is annotated as pectinesterase QRT1. Lineage: Eukaryota; Viridiplantae; Streptophyta; Magnoliopsida; Asparagales; Orchidaceae. Bases 132 to 1205 code for a protein of 357 amino acids. The record is from RefSeq and is a predicted model, not a curated record. Gene Ontology annotation, biological process: cell wall modification. Gene Ontology annotation, molecular function: pectinesterase activity. The transcript is spliced from 5 exons.